Camelus dromedarius (Arabian camel) is the source of this 2035-nucleotide messenger RNA. It is a transcript of the gene TGIF1, whose product is annotated as TGFB induced factor homeobox 1. Gene Ontology annotation, biological process: negative regulation of transcription by RNA polymerase II. Gene Ontology annotation, molecular function: RNA polymerase II cis-regulatory region sequence-specific DNA binding; DNA-binding transcription repressor activity, RNA polymerase II-specific. NCBI's taxonomy places the organism in Eukaryota, Metazoa, Chordata, Mammalia, Artiodactyla, Camelidae. Bases 794 to 1552 code for a protein of 252 amino acids. The record is from RefSeq and is a predicted model, not a curated record. The transcript is spliced from 3 exons.
GUUGGAGGGGAAACUUUGCGACUGGUUGGGAGCUCGUGCGGGGGAGCGGAGACUGCCGAGGUUGCCCGGGUUUCUUUCCCUUUUUAGGUUUUCCUGGCAAAUCCUCUGCGGGUGGGCAGGCCCCUCAGAAGGCUAAGAUUCACGGCCCGGUUUCUAGUUUCUUCUAGUAACCUGAAACUCGGAGGCCCGCGUUUGCUAACUCGUGCGGUUGGAGGGGCGACUUCAGCGGGGUCUGCGGAGCUGGCGGAACAAAAGCCGCCGGGCCGGGCUCCUCCCUCCGCGCGUCCGGCGCGGCCCCGCCCCGGCCUGGAGCCACCUGGGGGCCGGCGCGCCGAGUGGCCCCCGCGAGGACUCCGGAAGAGAGCUGGCCCGCCUGGCUCGCCGAGUUGGACCAUUGUCUCUCUGUUUUGUAAAAGUCUGUGACAGUCUUUCCAAGUUUUGUUAAAAACAAAAGCACUUAAAACUCAAUCGCGGAGCUGGAGAUUUGUUAGGACUGUUCUGUGAUAAUAGUGUCUCGUCUUAGAAGGCUGAGGAUGCCAAAAAGAUUUCCCCAAAUGACUUUAAAAGAAGCAGAAAAUGCGUUGAGGAAAAUCCCCGAAGUCUCUUUUUGCUCCCGGUUUCUGACUAUGGAAUUCUUGCUUUAGAAUUGCUGUGCCUGGGGUCAGCCCAGCGCUCCUGGGAUUUAGCGCCUGGGGUGUGAAGUACGAUUCCUGUCGCUUCCGAGGGGUUCUGUUCAGGAAACUUGUCAGGUGUCGUUGCCGCGUCCGGCAGUGAGACGGAGGAUGAUGACAGCAUGGACAGCCCCCUGGACCUCUCCUCUUCCGCUGGCUCAGGCAAGAGAAGGCGAAGGGGCAAUCUGCCCAAGGAGUCUGUUCAGAUCCUCCGAGAAUGGCUGUAUGAGCACCGGUACAACGCCUACCCCUCCGAGCAAGAGAAAGCGUUCCUGUCCCAGCAAACACACCUAUCGACACUACAGGUCUGUAACUGGUUCAUCAACGCCCGGCGCAGGCUCCUCCCGGACAUGCUGAGAAAGGAUGGCAAAGAUCCAAAUCAGUUCACGAUUUCCCGCCGUGGGGCCAAGACUGCUGAAGCUGGUUCUGUAGAGUCAGUGGUGGCUCUCAGAACCUUCGCACCGGCUCUGGAGGAGAGCGCGUUUCAUUCCUGUACAGCUGGACCAAACCCAGCCCUGGGGAGGCCCCUGUCUCCCAAGCCAUCAUCCCCGGGAUCAGUUUUGGCUCGUCCAUCAGUGAUCUGUCAUACCACUGUGACUGCGCUGAAAGAUGUGCCUUUCUCUCUCUGCCAGCCAGUUGGCGUGGGACAAAACACAGAUAUACAGCAGAUAGCAGCCGGCAGCUUCACAGACACCUCCCUCAUGUACCCGGAGGACACGUGUAAAUCCGGACCAAGUACAAAUACACAGAGUGGUCUUUUCAACACUCCUCCCCCGACCCCGCCAGACCUCAACCAAGACUUCAGUGGAUUUCAGCUUCUUGUAGACGUUGCACUCAAACGGGCUGCAGAGAUGGAGCUUCAGGCCAAACUUACGGCUUAACCCCUUUUUCAAGCAAAACAGUUCUCAAAGAUGUUAUGAUUGCCGGGGUGAUGGCAAGAGAUGAAUUGCAUUAUUUUAUAUAUUUUUUUAUUAAUAUUUGCACAUGGGAUUGCUAAAAUGAAGCUUCCUGUUACUGAGAUGUCUUCAAUGGAAUAUAGUCAUUCCAAGAACUAUAAACUCAAAGCUACUGUAGAAACAAAGGGUUUUCUUUUUUAAAUGUUUCUUGGUAGAUUAUUCAUAAUGUGACAUGGUUCCCAAGAUCAUGUGAUUUUCCCCCCCUCCCUUUCCCUCUUUUUUUUUUUUGGUUGGUGUUUUUUUCAGACUGUGCAAUACUUAGAGAACCUAUAGCAUCUUCUCAUUCCCGUGUGGAACAGGAUGCCCACAUACUGUGUAAUAAAUUCUCAGUUUUUUCCCAAACAGGUAUGAAUCUAGUUGAUUGAUGCAUUUUUUUUUCAUGACGUAAUAAAGUAUUUUCUUUAAAAA